Saccostrea echinata is the source of this 1125-nucleotide messenger RNA. RefSeq lists its product as uncharacterized. The coding region runs from base 1 to 1125 and encodes 374 amino acids. The transcript has 2 exons. The record is from RefSeq and is a predicted model, not a curated record. Lineage: Eukaryota; Metazoa; Mollusca; Bivalvia; Ostreida; Ostreidae. Gene Ontology annotation, cellular component: cytoplasm. Gene Ontology annotation, biological process: regulation of translational initiation.
AUGAGUGACUCUAAAAUGAAAGGUGAGAACUCCUCACAGAUACGAGGCCCUGGUUCAACGUCUUUACCCUCAGCGGUCACUGGCGCGUUAAGCCAUAUGUCUGUAAUUGACACCAGCCUACGGGCAAUAACGGCAAAGAUGGACGCAUUUAAUACACUACAAGAAUCAGUAAACAAUAUGCAGAAAGAUUUAUGGAAUGGGGAUGGUUUAGACGAUAGAAUAACUUACAUCGCCCAACAACAUGAAGACAAUCAAUCUGAAAUUGAAACUCUAAAAAUGGAAAAUGUCACUCUCCGCAAAGAACUCCAACUGUUAAAAUCAAUCGUAGUAAAUUUAGACAGGAGAGUGACACAGCAAGAAAAAGAAAUUGUAGACCUGAGAGAAAGAUCAAUGAAAGAUAACAUUUUAAUUCAUAGUUUGCCAGAAGAGGACAUCGAAAAUCUCAAUACAAAAGUUCACCAGCUUAUUAGCGAGCACUUAAAACUUGAUGUCAAUUUUAUCAAGAUCCACCGCAAUGGGCCUCGCCUAUUAGGUAUUAAACCUAGAACCAUCACAGGAAAAUUGCAAGACCUCAAUGAUAAGGACCGGAUCCUCACAGCCCAGAGAGCAGUGCGCGAGAAAGAUAAAAAAGAGAAAAGGGAGAAGAGCACUAUACCGUUUUACAUCACGCCACAAACACCGGUGCAAAUCAACGAGAUUACAACACCCAGAGCUGAAGAUCUACUAUUUGUGGACGAAGCAGAGGAGGAAAAGUUAAACGAGAUAGAGGUAGUGCAUAGUGAUAGUAUCCAUGAGGGUGGCAAUGUUUUCACUGCGGUGGCAACAAAAGUGAAUGCAUACGCAGAGGUUAGAAACUUUUACAAAAAAGUCAUGAGUGACCCAAACUUCGCUAGCGCGCAUCAUAACGUCCUAGCCUAUCGAAUGCAAGACGCACAAGGAAACGUCCGCGACGGAUAUUGUGACGAUGGUGAAUACGGCGCAGGGCGGAGAGUAGUUCGGCUUCUAGGAGAUCAAAGUGCCACCAACGUAGCUUUUGUCAUUUCCAGAAAAUCGGGAAGUCAUAUUGGGUCCAGACGUUUUGAUAUCAUUUGUGAUGCCGUGCUUAAUGUUGCCAAUAAACUGUGA